This is a messenger RNA of Acanthosepion pharaonis, 807 nucleotides long. NCBI's taxonomy places the organism in Eukaryota, Metazoa, Mollusca, Cephalopoda, Sepiida, Sepiidae. The record is from the annotation of a GenBank genome assembly.
AUGUAUGUAUGUAUCUAUCUCUGUAUGUAUGUAUGUAUCUAUCUGUAUCUAUCUAUCUCUAUCUCUAUCUAUCUGUAUCUAUCUAUCUCUAUCUAUCUAUCUAUCUAUCUCUAUCUAUCUGUAUCUAUCUAUCUGUAUCUAUCUAUCUCUAUCUCUCUAUCUAUCUGUCUCUAUCUAUCUCUAUCUAUCUCUAUCUAUCUGUAUCUAUCUAUCUCUAUCUAUCUCUCCAUCUGUAUCUAUCUCUGUCUGUAUCUCAUCUAUCUAUCAUCUAUCUAUCUGUAUCUCUAUCUAUCUCUAUCUAUCUAUCUCCCUAUCUAUCUCUCUAUCUAUCUAUAUCUCAUCUAUCUCUAUCUAUCUAUAUCUAUCUAUCUAUCUCUAUCUAUCUCUGUCUCUAUCUAUCUCUGUCUCUAUCUAUCUCUGCAUCUAUCUAUCUAUCUGUAUCUAUCUGUCUCUAUCUAUCUCUGUAUCUAUCUAUCUCUAUCUAUCUCUGUAUCUAUCUAUCUCUGUAUCUAUCUAUCUCUCUAUCUAUCUAUCUCUGUAUCUAUCUAUCUCUGUAUCUAUCUAUCUAUCUCUGUAUCUAUCUAUCUAUCUCUGUAUCUAUCUAUCUAUCUCUGUAUCUAUCUAUCUCUGUAUCUAUCUAUCUCUGUCUCUAUCUAUCUCUGUAUCUAUCUAUCUCUGUAUCUAUCUAUCUCUGUAUCUAUCUAUCUCUGUAUCUAUCUAUCUCUGUAUCUAUCUAUCUCUGUAUCUAUCUAUCUCUGUAUCUAUCUAUCUCUGUAUCUAUCUAUCUCUGUAUCUAUCUAUCUCUGA